CGUGGGCGGAAGUCCCGGCCCCGCGUCACCUGACCCUAAGUCCGGCAGACAUGGCGUCCUGCCUGCGUGCGGGUGGUCGGCUGGUGCGCGCUUUGGCUCCCGGUGGGGAGCUGGAGCCAGAGCAGCUGCCCCGGAAGCUGCGUGCAGAACUUGAAGCCGUGCUGGGGGAGAAGCACAAGGACGGUGAUUUUCCCAGUGGCCCCUCGCGCCUGGUUCCCUUCCGCCUGAUCCGAGAUCUGCAUCAGUACCUGAGAGAGACGGGUUCCACACUAUACCUUCAUGAGCUCCUAGAAGGCAGUGAAAUCUAUCUCCCAGAGGUUGUGAAGCCUCCUCGGAACCCAGAACUAGUUGCCCGUUUGGAGAAGAUUAAGAUACAGCUGGCCAAUGAGGAAUAUAAGCGGAUCACAUACAAUGUCACCUGUCAGGAUUCAAGGCAUGGUGGGACUCUUAGUGACCUGGGAAAGCAAGUGAGGUCAGUGAAAGCGCUGGUCAUCACCAUCUUCAACUUUAUUGUCACGGUGGCAGCUGCCUUCGUCUGCACUUACCUUGGAAGUCAAUAUAUCUUCACAGAAAUGGCCUCACGAGUACUAGCUGCAUUGAUCGUGGCCUCCGUGGUGGGCCUGGCCGAGCUGUAUGUCAUGGUGCGGGCGAUGGAAGGCGAGUUGGGAGAGCUUUAACUCAUGGUUCAUUGUCAAAGUCUGGAGCAGGUUUUGGGGGACUUUAGGCUCCCAGCUGCCUGACUCAGAGUCAACCUAUCAGGCUCUUUGUCCAUAACUCCGGUUAGUCAGAGAGCUGUACCAAGGCUGUUCCUGCCGGAGCCCUGUCCUCUGUCAGUUUCCAGAGGGGCAGGAAAAGAGACUCAGACAACAAAUGAAAAGAACUGCUCUUUCAGUUCCUUCUCCUGAACCCAGUGCCCAUCUGCCUUCUCUAGUCCAUCUCGGCACUGCCAAAGCUGGUUUUUUUUUUUUUUUUUUUUCUAUCAGGAGUAAAUGGAAUCCAGGUCUUCCCAAAGUAGACCAUACUGUCUUGAACCUCCCCAGGUACACAAAUCAAUGGUCAUCCUUGCUCCAAAGAUGCUUCACACAGACCUGUAAUUUAGAUCAGUAACCUCCAAAAAAGCAGAAAGGAUUCCUUUCCUCUAGUUUGUUUGGGAAGAGGAACUGAUCACAGGUCAUUAAAUAAGAGAAGGACAGGUUGGUACAAGGAUGGUGAAAUUGGGAACUAAGAUGCCACAUUUCCAGAAUCUUAGUUUCGGUCUUCAUCCUCUCCUGGCCUUUUUCAGAUUUUCUAUAUGCUUUUACCUGUCUCUUCCACUCACCAACCCUCCUCAAACUUCUCACCUUUCCAUCACCCUUUGCUCUGCCUCCAAAAAUGAAAACAAUUCAGAUGGCAAAACAGUAUGUCUGCUUUUAAUUGAAAAUCUCUUGUGCUUGUAUAUGUUGGUGGGAAGAGUAUCCCUACUGUGGAUUAUCUCAGCUGAUAAAGGGAGAUGUUCUUUGUAGAUAUGGACUGUUUCCAGAUUUAACUGUAUAUAUGAAUAUGAAUAAGCAUACACAUGAAUAUGUAUAUGUAACAUUACAAAUACGUGUACGUAUUAUCCGUUAGCCUAAUGGGGGAGGUUUUAUGUAGGUUAUUAAAAUGUCUGAGUUUAGGGGAGUGCGAAAAAAUAGUUUGUUAAGUGUGCACAGCUGAGUAAUUGCUUUAUGUGAUUACUUUUGGUCUUUGUAACAAUCCUGGAGGUUGGAAGAGGAAAUGGCUUUAGGCCCCUUUUCCCAAAGACAAAACUGAGGCUGAGAAAGAUCAGAUGAUCUUUCCUUCUCUGUUCUGAAGUCUGAAAUUCUGUGUAAUGUUAAACUUCUAAGAACUUAGAUUAGUAGGCAUACUGAUAGAAUCUGUGUAAAGGUACUUAAAAACUAUCAGCAAUAGUUAUUUAUCCAAUAAAUAUUUACUGUAUCCCCUGUA
Messenger RNA from Canis lupus familiaris (dog), 1962 nucleotides. It is a transcript of the gene VMA12, whose product is annotated as transmembrane protein 199. Gene Ontology annotation, biological process: vacuolar proton-transporting V-type ATPase complex assembly. NCBI's taxonomy places the organism in Eukaryota, Metazoa, Chordata, Mammalia, Carnivora, Canidae. The transcript is spliced from 6 exons. Gene Ontology annotation, cellular component: endomembrane system. The record is from RefSeq and is a predicted model, not a curated record. Bases 51 to 677 code for a protein of 208 amino acids.